AUGAACGAUCCAACAAAAGAGAAGAUCAAACCUGAGAUAUCUGCUCAAGUUUCAGAUGUUUGGACGUUGGUGGUAGAAGUAGAAGAAGUAGAAGCUGUCCCGGUAAAGCGAACAGGCUUUCUUUGACUGACGUAGAGCUAGAUCAUAGAUGUCCUGUCAGAGAAGAACUCCACCUGCUCCGACUGACUGACACAAACAUCAGGAUCACCUGUCCACCUGUCUUCACACUGACACUCUCCCUGCAGGACUGUAGCAUGCACAUCGACGUGCACGCUCGUGCAUGUGCAGACUGCCAGCUGAGCGCUCUCGUGCACGUUUGAGUGUGUUUUUAUUCUGACUGUAAACUGAACAGAGAGAAACUGAAGCUGUUUGUCAGGAGAAGAACAUCAAUAAUUCAGCGGCAGCUUCGCUCCAUCGCCGCGGUUACAGACGGAGAGUCUGUGACACACCUGAGCACGGCCUCACCUGCUUCACUCACCUGCCAUCCUCCACCUCAGUCUGUUCGUUAUGGCGGGACGUUGGAGUUCGCCAGCAUCAGUCGGGUCGGCAGAAACACGGUCCGGGUUUUUGGUAAACCCGGUUUGAACUCACUGGACUUUGAUUUGAGGGUGUUUCCGGUCAGUCUGCUGGUUCACAGAUCCAAUGAUAAAGACCAGGGUUCAGGUCAACAGCUGACUCAGAGAUCUGCCCGAGUUCUAUAUGUGUCUGUCUUUAUAGAGACGACUCGUUAUCGUGUGAUUGAACGUGAAUCUGCAGGUUCUUGUGAGUUCUCCUGAUUCCUGCGUCUGUAAUCCGCCAUGAAACUCGCCUCACAAACGGAUCGAGUAGGAAUUGGCAGACGUCGAAAAUCGCUGCCGUUCUGGAUCGGAGCCGUUCUGGAUUCGUUGAAAAUCGGGGAUAAAUUGUUGCCAUGGAGAAAGUCAAACUAAUGGUGGAAAGUAAAGAUGUGAGUCCUGAGUAUUUCUGUUCAGAGCUGAAGUGGAACCAGCAGCAGAGACGUUUCUCCUCUCUGAGCUCUGAUAUCGGGAUGACUGUUCGUGUUUCUGAAGCUGCUGCUGCGACAGAGGACGGUUCACUCCUUAGAAAUCAGCUGAUCUCCGACCACGAUGAAGAGUCCACGUUGGUAAAGUCCGGCCUCAGAAAGCCAGACCAGAACGAGGAUCUGUCUGUAUUCUGAUGAAUAAGAAAUCCUCUCCUAACAAUAAAGUCUCCUCCUGCCUGAGGCGCUGAAGUUGUCUCCAAACUCUCCGUCCCUGAGAGGAGGAGGAGGAGGAGGAGGAGGAGGAGGAGGAGGAGGAGGAGGAGGAGGAGGAGGAUGCAGGGUUCUGCCCGGCAGCUCCACAGCCCUGA
Messenger RNA from Xyrichtys novacula (pearly razorfish), 1350 nucleotides. The record is from the annotation of a GenBank genome assembly. Lineage: Eukaryota; Metazoa; Chordata; Actinopteri; Labriformes; Labridae.